GAGCGCUUAAUGAUGAAGGUCAAAGCGAGCUGAGCAACUUCAUCGUCAACUCGUACCACAACCACAACGGCGAUCUGCGGUGCCAAUUUACACAACGCCGUUGACAAAGCACUAGCUGGUUUAAACCUCUGGCGGGAUUUUCACCUUUUCGGGUGAACGCUCUUGUAAUCACAAAAUCAGGAUCAUUAAACUUGUACGAAGUUGUGGGCUUGCGAUAACCCCUGGGUGCCAACGUCUCGCUCUGAUAGAUUUGCUCCUGGCGAGUGACCUAUUGUUCAAGUGGACGUGGAGUCUCUUGUUCAUACGAUGGACACACCAGACAUUGAGUCUAGUCCAACGCCAGCGGUGAAGAAUCUCCUGUCUAGAUUUGAAUCACUCGCCGUGGACAAUUCCGCUACUGCGUCUCAACGUAAAUCGCUGCAAGUACCAAUGCCACCAUCUCCUGCUAGAGCCCCUUCAGACGCUUCUAGCCCAGCAGUCUCUCCUGGUCUUCGUACAGUCUCUUCCUCUUCCAGUCUCAAAUCCAGCACGAGCGACACGAAUGUCAGUACGAAACGCCCGCCGCCUCCACCGCCGCCUUCAUCGACUCGGUCAUAUUCUAGAGGACUUUCUCCUGCCCCUCCGUCUCCUUCCGUCUCUCCGUUACUUCGACCUGUCCCCAUUCCAAAUGUUUUGAAUACUUCAGUCAACCGAGUUCCGCAGCAUGGAUUACCGCAUUCGCCCAACGUAUCCAUUAAUGAAAAUGAACACGAAGAAGGACUGACACCGACGUUCGGAGUUUCUAUGCUGAGAAGUAAAUUCCUCAAUGUCGCAUCCAACACGCCAUCUCGCCCAAUAACUCAUUCACCAAAACCUAGCAUAUCGUCAAUGAUAGACAAACCACUAGCGCCCCCUCGUGUGCAUACAUCCUCCGAACCUCUCAUUUCGUUCGAUAGUCCCGAAGAAUAUCACUCGCAGUCAUCCUCUAAUUCAAUGUCUGACUUGGAUGAUCCAUUCUCUGAAGAUACCACAGAUAGUGCUACUGAUGAUCCAGAUUCAUCAACCACCGCAGUAGCUCCUCCGCUCCCAGCAAGGAAGCCUCAUCAUCACCAUCAUCACCAAGAAUCAACGUCAAGCUCGAGCCGAAACUCGAGCGAGAGCGAUUCUGGCCAUUUAUCUUCCUACAAUGGUUCUGCGUCUUCUUCGCAGUCCUCUAUUCUACCUCCUCGACCGCCACCGCGGCCCCGAGCGUUGGCUUUACCUGAGCCAGAGGUUUUCAUAUCUAAUUCGAAUUCUUUAAAUACGCCGCCUCCUUUGCCUGUUCGUCGCUCUACCGUGGCUCAGGCUGAAGACUUGGCUGCUCCAAGGACUCCACGACCUUCCGCACGUCUUGCACCUUUACCACCACAUAGUUCCCAUCCUUCUACGAAUCAUCUUGCUCAUGUAUCAGUAUCAGACUUAGACCAUCCUCCCUGCAGCGCUCCUACCACAUCUGAACGUAAACCCUUUGGCAAACUUCCUCCCCCACCCACGCGGACAAUCGCUUUGGGGGACAAAUUGCCUCCUAAACGUUCGAACAAUGCUGAAGGAGCAGUCAAUGGUGAUUCCGACGACGACGAAUCGGGUGAUGAAGAUGAUGACAAGGGCUCGAGUGCGGACUUGCUGCCAGACGCUACCCGUGCGUCCCGUCGACCACCAUAUCUAAUAACACCUCACGAUGAGGAUCAUGGAGCUUAUCCAACACAACCAUGUAAGAUCGUUGUACCUGCUCACACCGGGCAUCUCGCUAUGAGCGGUGUGUAUGUUGUUGUGGGGAGUACGCACCACAUUCGACUUUACAAUACCAAUCUAUCUCAAGAAGUACCGGCAAAGAGUAUGGACACGAAGGAUUUCGGAAUCAAAGACGGAAAAGUCACUGCGGUCGAGUUCAAGACGGAGUUCCUCGUCUGGAUUGCCUUGAAGGAGGGGCAUAUCUUCGAGAUUGAUGUCCGAAACGGAGAUUUGCUCGGCGUCAAGCACUGUGCGCAUAUGAAUCCCAUUUUGUAUCUUUUCCGUUAUGCCGGCUCGAUGAUUUCCAUUGACGAAGUCGGUAAAGUUCUCAUAUGGUCUCCGGAUCCGUCCACUGGAGACAUUAAGCUUCUUCAUCAUACUCCACGUGUGAUGCGCACCACGGACAAACUUGAUUUCGCCAAGAUCAUUGGUGGAGUGCUAUGGACAGCUGGAAGGUCUGAGCAACAUGGGGCUGGAACACUUGCAAGGACACCGAUUAUUCGAUUGUAUGACUUGUUCAACCCCGCUUCCACGGGAAAAACGGUGAUGCCUACAGAGCAUGUUGGUCCCGUAACGAGUGCAACGAUUGUGCCCACCCACCCGGAACAUGUUUACCUCGGGCACGAAGAGGGAUAUAUCACUAUCUGGUCCUUGGAAGAUGUAGCAACCGGGGGAGGAUAUCCGAGAUGCAUUGAGGUCAUGAAAGUUGCUUCCACCGAUGUGACCAGCCUAGAGGGAAUCAACGACAGACUGUGGGCUGGCGGAAGGAACGGAAUGAUUACUGUGUAUGAUAUCGUUCCUCGACCUUGGAUAGCGACAAAUUCGUGGGCCGCGCAUCCCGGAUUACCUGUGUUACAGAUUUCCGCAGAUCCGUUCGGAAUCGAGAAAUAUAGAAGACUGGGUGUAGUCAGUGUCGGUCGGGACGAACUCGUAGGGCUUUGGGACGGGCUGUUGGCAUUGAAUUGGCAAGAUACGGAGUUACAAAAACACGAACAAUCCUACAGCACCUUCAGGGAGCUCAAAGUUCUCAUAAUCUCGUGGAAUUGUGACUCUGCGAAACCGGAUUCCCUGCAUGGACAUCCUGCAAAUAUCAACUUUUUCCAUGAUGUGCUCAAUAGCGUCGACAGGCCGGAUAUCAUAUCGUUUGGGUUCCAGGAAGUCAUCGAUCUAGAAUCGAGGAAGAUGGCGGCGAAGAACAUGUUGAUGUCUGCCAGGUCCGAUGCCAGGGGGAGAAAAGAUGAGGGAACGCUUUUGGGUCUUUCGGAUAAAGUGACUGGGGCUUAUAAGAGGUGGUACGAUGCGUUGGUGUUGGCUGUGAAGCUUGCAAUGCCUCCAGACUGUCCGUACUCAGUCGUUCACACAGAGAGUAUGGUUGGGCUCUUUACGUGUGUCAUUGUGAAAAAUACGGAAAAGGCGGCGGUGAAGGAUAUUGCUAUCAAUACUGUGAAACGAGGAAUGGGAGGGAGGUAUGGUAACAAGGGCGGAAUUUUGUCUCGGUUCCUCAUCGACGAUUCGUCUCUUUGUUUCGUCAACUGUCAUCUUGCUGCUGGCCAACAUGCUGUCCGCGCGCGCAACGCUGACGCUGCUGGUAUGCUCGAACAGCAACUUAUUUUUCCUCCCGCCGCGGAGCAUCUGGCAUUCGUUGGUGGUGGCGAUGGUUCAAUGGUUCUUGACCACGAAAUUGUCUUUAUCAAUGGAGAUAUGAACUAUCGAAUCGACCAACGCCGCGACGCUAUCACUGCUGCCGUUCGUGCCAAUGAACAUGAAACCCUAUUUGCCCACGACCAGCUUCUCAAAGAAAUUAAAUUCAAUCGUGGUUGCCGUUUUCGCUUCUUCACCGAAGGACCCAUUACUUUUGCUCCAACGUACAAAUACGACCGUCGUUCUGACGUAUACGAUACAUCCGAGAAACGUCGCGCUCCAGCAUGGUGUGACCGUGUGCUGUGGCGCUCGCGUGUACCGUCCCGAGUGAAACAGCUGCAUUAUCAAAGAUACGAAGUCAACGUCUCUGAUCAUCGUCCGAUCUCUGCUGCGUUUGACAUUACUGUGAAGAGGGUUAGGCAUGAGAUUAGGCAGAAGAAAAAAGCGGAGGUGCAGAUGCAGUGGACGGGAUUGCAGGAGAGGCUAUUGACAGAGGCCAGAGAGUUUUACAUCAACUCCAGCCGCUUGUGAGAAGGAAGACCGCGGAGGUUGGCGCAGGCGUGAAGCUCAAAUAAUAAGCUUAUUUUUCCUUUCUCCUUAGACGAUAAUUUCACAAACCUUGGACUUUUGCGUUUUGUCAAUGUAGCAUUCGUUUUGUAGCAGCGUAAUUUCAUACGGAUUGUAUCAAGCAUAAACUUAAUUCCAUAUACAUACCUUUAAAUCAUACACAAAUA
Molecule: messenger RNA, 4124 nt
Organism: Lentinula edodes (shiitake mushroom)
Lineage: Eukaryota; Fungi; Basidiomycota; Agaricomycetes; Agaricales; Omphalotaceae
Product: Endonuclease/exonuclease/phosphatase
Exons: 6
Coding region: 307-3921 (1204 amino acids)
Biological process (GO): phosphatidylinositol dephosphorylation
Molecular function (GO): phosphatidylinositol-4,5-bisphosphate 5-phosphatase activity; protein binding
Source: RefSeq, a predicted model, not a curated record